AUGACGAAAGCACUGAUUUUUGUCUUUCUAAUUCGUAUUUCUGUCUUUGCACUUGAAGCUAACGCCCAAGUUGAAAAAUCAGCUUCUAAUAAUACUCUCAACUUCUUUCCAGGAUUCAUAAGCAUAGAUUGUGGAAUUCCUCAAGGUUCCAAUUACACCGAUGCAACUACAGGACUAUACUAUGUUUCCGAUUCAGGCUUCAUCGAUACAGGUACUAAUGCUACUAUAUCGACAGAAUUCCAGACCACUGGCCUGGAACAACAAUUGUUGGUCCUCACAAGCUUUCCUCGAGGAAUAAAAAAUUGCUAUACCAUUAGAGUUUCCAAUGGAAAAGGAAACAAAUACUUAAUCAGGGCAAGAUUUUUGUACGGAAAUUAUGACGGGAAUAGCCAACCACCCGUUUUCGAUCUUCAUCUUGGAGUUGACUAUUGGGACAGAAUUGAAAUCGUCAAUGCUUCCACAACAUUUCUUAUAGAGAUCAUACAUGCUCUCUCGUCGGAUUUUGUACAGGUUUGUCUAGUAAAUACUGGUCGAGGAACACCAUUUAUAUCCACACUAGAACUGAGGCCCUUCAACUCAAGCAUGUACGAGACCACAUCGGGGUCACUACAAACAAUGAUGCGCCUUGAUUUUGGCUCAACACCAUCCACUCAAUUUGUAAGGUACCAAGAUGACGUAUACGAUCGUAUAUGGUUUCCAUAUAAUGAACAUGUGGAAAACACCAUAUCACUGAGCACUUCUUCAACCAUUAACAACAACGAUUUUAAAUCACCAUCAAAGGUGAUGAGCACAGCGAUAUCAGGUGAUGGAAUAACAUUUUCGUGGAAACCUGCAAAUUCGACAGACGAGCAUUAUCUCUACCUGCACUUUGCAGAAAUUCAAGCCAACCACUUGAAUAGGCAAUUCAAUAUUUAUCUUAAUGGAAAUAUCUACUAUGGACCAGUGGUUCUGGACUAUUUGUACCCGUUCACAGUUUAUUCAAGAAAGGCUCUAACACCAAGAGCCAACCACCAAAUUUCGCUCAACAGAACGGGAAAUUCAAUUCAUCCACCCAUCAUCAAUGCCAUUGAGAUUUAUAAAGUGGUGAAUCAAAUCAUAACCUCUCAAACUUCUGACGUAGAUGUUGAGGCUAUUAUGAAUGUGAAAUCGACGUAUGGGAUCAAAAGAAACUGGCAAGGAGAUCCAUGCGGUCCUGAAGUUGACAUUUGGAUUGGUCUCACAUGCAAUUCUGAUGUGGAUCCCUCCAGGAUAGUACUCUUAAACUUAUCUUCAAGCGAAUUAUAUGGGACAAUAUCGCCUUAUAUAGCAAAUCUCACAAAGCUAGACUAUCUAUACUUGAAAGGAAACAGUUUCUCAGGACCAAUUCCGGCAGAGCUGCUGGCAAAAGCAAAAGAUGGCUCUCUAUUGUUGAGCUACGAUAAAAGUGAUGGCGGAACUGGGAAGAUUGUCACUGAAACAGAAAGCAAAAAGAGUGAUCAAAAUAUUGCAUUUGAGUUGAAAAAUCGGCAGUUUACAUACUCAGAGGUCUUGUACUUGACAAAUAACUUCCAAAAUAUCCUGGGACAAGGAGGUUUUGGCACAGUUUAUCUUGGCUAUAUAAAUACUGAUGACCGUGACGUAGCAGUUAAGAUGCUAUCCCCAUCUUCAGCUCAAGGCUUCAAGGAAUUCCACUCUGAGGCUAGUCUCCUGAUGAGCGUUCAUCAUAAGAACUUGAUUACUGUAGUUGGGUAUUGUGUUGAGGGCACCAACCUUAGAUUAAUUUACGAAUACAUGCCCAAUGGAAGCUUAGACAAGCACCUGUCUGAUAAAACUCCACAUCUUUUAACAUGGGAGCAAAGACUUCAAAUAGCGUUGGAUGCAGCACAAGGAUUGGAGUAUCUACAUCACGGUUGCCAGCCACCAAUAAUUCACAGAGAUGUGAAGCCUAGUAAUAUUCUAUUAGAUGACAAAUUGCACGCAAAGCUUGCUGAUUUUGGUUUGUCAAGAAUUUUGCCAGUUACCUUAGGAGGAGGUCAUGUUACCACCAUAAUCGCGGGAUCUCCAGGCUACCUUGACCCUGAGUACUAUAGAUCAAAUAAACUAACGGAAAACAGCGAUGCAUACAGUUUUGGUGUGGUUCUUUUGGAAAUAAUAACGGGCCGUAAUUGGAUAGGAAAACAUGACAAUAUUUAUGUAACGUGGGUCAAUGGCAUGCUUGAAAAAAGAGAUGUUACAAAAGUUAUCGACCCAAGAGUACGAGGAGAAGUUGAUGUGAAUUCAGCAUGGAAAGUUGUGGAUUUGGCAAUGGCAUGUGUUUCUCUCGAUCAUCCAAGUAGACCAGCUAUGUCUGUUGUAGUCUUAAUACUAAAGCAAUGCUUAAGGGAGAUAAUUGACUAUGACUCGAAUUGAAGAACGCGAUGUUCUUUAAUUUGGAUAAUGGCUUGCAUCCUAAGAUGAGAUGACCGUGUGUUAAUUUGAUCGUGUGUGUAGAAGACAGACUGCAAUACGUAGUGUCGUUUCACAACAUUUAUGUAUAGAUACAAAUUAAAUUUUUUAUCAAAUGAGUGCAGAGUACCAUCA
Messenger RNA from Lycium ferocissimum, 2559 nucleotides. RefSeq names its product putative leucine-rich repeat receptor-like protein kinase At2g19210. Gene Ontology annotation, molecular function: ATP binding; protein kinase activity. Gene Ontology annotation, biological process: protein phosphorylation. Lineage: Eukaryota; Viridiplantae; Streptophyta; Magnoliopsida; Solanales; Solanaceae. The record is from RefSeq and is a predicted model, not a curated record.